UGCGGCCCGGCUGCGGCAGCGCAGCGGAGCGGAGCGGUGCGGAUUUGAAGCUCGGCCCGGUCCGGCCGCUCUCUGUCCCUUCCCAGCCAUGGCGCUGCUCCGCGCCGCCGCGCUGCCCGCCGACGGCCCCCCGGCUUGGCUGCCCACCCACGUGCAGGUGACGGUGGUCCGGGCCCGGGGGCUGCGCUGUAAGGGCGGCGGCGGCGGUGGGGGCAAAGCGGGCAGCAGCGACGCGUAUACCAUCAUCCAGCUGGGCCGAGAGAAGUACUGCACUUCGGUGGCCGAGAAAAGCGGCGGCUGCCCCGAAUGGAAGGAGGAAUGCGCCUUCGAGCUGCCGCCCACCGAGCCCGGGGCUGAGGCCGCGUUGCUGCUCACCGUUAUGCACCGCGCCCUGGUGGGCAUGGACCGCUUUCUGGGCAUGGCCCGGGUACCGCUGCGGGCUGCGGGGCUGCAGGGCAGGGCGGCCGAGGAGAGGUGGCACAAGCUGCACUCCAAGCCCGGCAAGAAGGAGAAGGAACGUGGUGAGAUCCAGGUGAGCAUCCAGUUCACACGCAACAACCUCACGGCCAGCAUGUUCGACCUGUCCAUGAAGGACAAACCGCGGUCACCCUUCGGCAAGCUGAAGGACAAGAUGAAGGGCAAGAAGAAGUACGACCUGGAGUCGGCCUCUGCCAUCAUCCCCAGCAGCGUGGGCGCGCUCGACAUGGAGGACGAUUACGACGUUGGCGGCAAGAAGUCCAAAGUGAAGGGCUUCUUCCUGAAGAACAAGCUGCGCAAGUCGUCCCUAACACAGUCCAACACCUCGCUGGGAUCCGACAGCACCGUCUCAUCAGCCAGCCUGGGCAUGGCCACCAGCGGCCCUGAGGUAACCAGGUCCCCCAGCAGACACAGCAGUCUGUCCACGGAGCGCUCCGUGAAGGAUUUUUUACCUUCUCCGAAGCUGACCCACAAGAGAGCAUUCAGUGACGACGUCUCCCAGGUCAGCCCUGUCCUGGAGCCAAAAGCAAUCCACAGCCUGAAGCCAAAGACAGAUCCCGUGUCCCGCUCCUCCCUCUGCAUCAAUGGGAGCCACGUGUACAGUGAUGAGCCCACCCUGAGGAGCCCCGUGCCCACCCCGCAGGGCUCCACUCCGCUGCCUGUCCCCAAAAGGCCAGAGGAGGGUUUUGGCUUCAUCCCGAUCCACGCUGACCCCCACGAGGUGCCCUGGGGGGCCGGCAGCUUGGAGAGGACGCAGCAAAGGGACGAGAUGAGAUUCAUCCCCUCUCCUCCCAGCUUGGUUUUGCAGGAAGAGCUCAAGGUGUCCACCAAAGCCGUGACCCUCAGCAACCACCUGGGCAGAGCCAGGAUGGAAGAAAACAGCCGCCUGGAGAACAAGCCGACCCAGGUGGCAACACCCAUGGUCUUCUCUGCAGAGGUGAUGAAGGAGAAGCAACCCGAGGAAAUGAGGAAAGAAGAGAAGAAAACAAAGGGCGGGCUGUUCCACAAGAGUGAUGCGGGGAGCAGGGGCCAGGGGGAGAAAACCGGAGCCUCGCACGGCCCUGCAGCAGUGGGAGAUGACAGGAGCAAGGCUGGAGGCUGGUUUGGUUCCAAGGAGCCCAAAGACUCCCCCCAGAAACCCAGUUUCCCGUCUGAGCCGCAUGCUUCAACAGAGGUCGCUGGGAGCUUGUGUUCCUCUGAGGAUUGCAGUCCCUCUGCCUCCCUAAGACUUAAAGAUCCGGAGGGAGAAUCUCCAGCCAAAAGCGUUGGUGUCCCCGUGCCCGAAACCACUCCUCCGUCCCAUACAGACCCUCCUCCUCCAGAUGAGGAACCCACCGCCUCUCCUCCUCCCCUCUCAGAGUGGGAUGAGACCUUCGAUGCCUUUGCCACCAGCAGGCUCAGACCAGACCCGAAGAAGGAGGACUUCUUUGCUUCGGUGGCAGCGGAGGGCAUGGCUUUCAUCGACGAUCCCGAUGCCGCCAGCCCCACGGAACGGUCAGCUGAACCAGAUCCCGAGGAGGGGACAAAGGGCUUUGAAAAGGCCGAGCCGCAAAUCAGCAGCGAAAUGCCCCCAGCGCUGCGGUCUUGGACGAAUUUCUCUGGUUUGGAUGUUGGGGCAAACCUGGUGAGCACAACCCAGGAAGCGACUGUGAUAGAGGAUGUGCUGAGCCCCGUGUCCGCAGGGUCGGCGGCGAGGAGGAGGAAGAGCAGCACACCGAUGGUUUGGGCCGCCUCGCUGUCGUCUGGGAAUCCAGGGGAAAAGGAGGCUUCCACCCUGCUGGGUGCUGAUAAUUGUGCUGGGGAGGAACGGGACAGUAAUGAGGAGGAAACCUCGAGUGUAGGGGAGAAUGGCUGGAUGACCAUUGCCACCGAAACUGCGCCCGAUCCUUCUGAGAGCACCCAGAGCAUUGGCCAGGGCAGCGUGUUUGGGCAGCGGCCCUUCCACGGCGAGGGCACCUUUGAAACAAAAAGUACUCCUCAUGUCCUUCCCCGAAGCACCUUCAGCUCUGAAAACACAGCAGAAACAAUAUCGGGCAGCAAUGUGGCUGCUGUACCCCCACGGGUAGUGCAGGACAUGGCAGCAGGGUGCUUCCCCGUGGCUCCGGGCGUGGGGAAGGAGCUGCAGGAUGAUGGCGGGGAGAUGUUUGACAUCAGGAGCUCGGUGUACCGGCUGCAGGCCAGCAUGCGGCUGGAAGCUGGCGAGGGCCAUGUGAAGAUGGGCUCUGAUGCUGUCCUCACAAUGUGGACGGGUGUGCGAGGGAAGGAGGAGGUCAUGCCACCUCCCAAACCUCCGCGGUGGUUUGCGGCCGUGUGUGGCAGAGGGGAGGAUGAGAACAAUGCUAGUGACACAACGGCAAGGCAGCGAGGUGGGGAGGAGCAGCAGGAAGGUGAGGAGGGCCUGGAGCAACCACGGAGCCAUCCGAGCAGUGACACGGCUGUCCCUGCACCUCACACGGCUGUGCGUGAGGAUGCUGCUGACGUGGAGGCCGGAGGGGACGCUUCUUUGGGAGAAGAGCCACCGGAGAUGAAUGGGACAGAUGGGGCUGAACACUUUGAGACCUGCCCCUCCAGGUUCUCCGUAGACGAGCUCACCCCAUCGGGUGCUGCAGGGAGCUGGAGUCAGCCGGCUUUGUCUCCUGUGUCACAGCUCAGCCUCAGCGCAGAGCCAUCAAUAGCCCCAGAGCAGGAGGAAUGCCCUGAGGAGCUUGGUGUGUCGCCCAGGCCGGACUCAGGCCAACCCGAGACCUUCUGGACGGCACUGGAGGAGCAGGAGGCAUUGGGCCGCCCGCACAGCCAUGCUGCAGCCCAGCCCUGCCCUUUGCCGCAGUCCGGUGACACACAAGCUUCAGCACUCGUGGUUUUGCCCAGGGAGACACAGCCAGCUGAGAAGCCCUUUUUCCAGCAGACGACCAGUCCUCACCCGGUGAAACCCAUCAGUGCUGCAGUGCAGGAGGUCUCCAGUGAGAAGAAGCAGCAGAACAAAUCCAGCCUGACCACAGCGCUGAGCAAUGGCCUGGAGAAGCUGAAAACAGUCACCACGGGCAGCGUUCAGCCUGUGGCCCCCUCGUCACACCUGGAGAAAACAGACCCAAAGAAGGUAAAGGAUCCCAACGUGUUGGACCAAUCAGCCAAGUAUUAUCAUUUGACCCACGAUGAACUCAUCCAGCUCCUACUGCAGAGAGAGAAGGAGCUGAGUAAGAAGGAGGAGCACAUCCAGGAACUGGAGAACUACAUUGACCAGCUGCUGGUGCGCAUCAUGGAGCAGUCUCCCACGCUCCUCCAGAUCCCGCUGGGGGAAGCCAAGACCAAGUAACCUCCAGGCAGAGACCAGCAUCACUUGCCUAAAGCACUUCCAGUAAACACGCUGCAAACAUCCCUGCACUCCCCCCUCCUCUUAAAGAGGGCUUCUCCAGUGGCUUCUGUUCGCAGAGAUAAGCAGGAAUGGUUAUCUGCUCCUUCCCAACCUAAGCUUAUUCCAGCUCUGGCUCCAGGGAACUGUAGGGUGGUGGGCUGUCAUCCACCCUAUGGGGAGGAGCAGAGCCUUCCUCAGGAAGCAGAUGCUUCCUGAGGUUCCUGUCAUAACCAAGUAGCAUCUUCUCAGGCACUCAUCCAAUACCAAUGCUUUAAGUGGUCCAUGAACAUCUGGGAGCUGGAAACCAGGCACCUCGCCCUUGUCUUCAUCCUGCUACUGCUGCUCUUCUGCCUACACUCUUCCACAGGCUCUUCUCUGAAAUGGUGUGCUCUGGCUGAUGGACAGCGUUAAACUGGCUGACAAAAUCGGGGAUGCCUAAACUCAGUAAGAGUCUACCAGCACGUUACUGUCCAGUAAGUCUGCUCAGCAGGGCAGCUGGGGAAGGGGCUGCUGCUGGAUGCCUCCUUCCCUUCCUGCCCCGUAUGUUGCACCCACAAAGGAAGGCUCUGAACAGCUGACUCCUCUUUGUGUCAGUACCUGGUGCAGUAAGAGGCAGUACGCAAAGCCACAGUGCUGCAGUCAGAGGCUGCAAAGACUCAAGCCAACAUCACUGCCUGAUUGUGAGCUGUGCUGGUUCCUUCUCUGCAUGCAGGCAGGGUUGUGAUGAUGCCUUAGAGACCCAGCCCGAAACUGAACUCGUAGAGAAGGGCCGGUGAUGGUUUGUGCACCAUCAGUGCUGCAGGAGAUCUUGCACGGCACCCAACCCAUCACCAGGUGGGCUGUGCCUGAGAUACUCCUGUAUGCAGAAACCACAGCUGGAUUUUCUGAUCAGUAUUAUACUUCCUCUUUUCUGCACCUGCAAGAAUUGCUUUCCACUGGCAGCCCCCUGUAAUUGACUUUGUGUUGUCAUUAUCAAUGCAACAGGAAAGCGCCACACAGACCGAAGCUAGUGUGCAAAGAAGGAUGUCUGGCUGCCCAGCCACCUCUAUGCAUGAUGUCCCGUUAGGUCAGACAUCCACCAAACACAAAUGCAAACCACAUUCUGUGAAAGCUAGCAAUCCAGUAAUCAACGUGGAUCACUUUCAAGUCAGUAUUAGUGCCAGAACAGCUAAAAUUAAUUGUAUCACACCUCACGCCAGCAUCAGGUCUCUGGCAGCUUGGGCCCACCCCUAGAAAUGCUAGGCCAGCUCUCUCGGGAGUUGACUGCUUCUUGCUACCUUGGAGUGACUGUAUGAAGGCCUCUGUGUUGCUUGAUGUAAUAGAUGGUGCUGGUGUGGGGUUGCUGGGUGCUGCUCCCAGCCACGUUGCAGCACAGCGCAGCUUCUGGUUUGGAGGUGCUGGGGGAGGGCAUAUAAACCUGUCCUUGUGUCAGUAUUUUGGCUGGAAGGUGCCUGUGCAGGCAGAGGAUCAGCUGGUGUGGGACUUGAGCUGUCUCAGCACGUAGGGCAUCUUCUCUCUGCUGCAGAUAUCCAAAAGUUACAGGAUUUAUUUUAAACCUUUGUGUUCUUUUCUCCUUCCUUACUUCAACUUAACGCCAUGACUGAGAAAUUGUGCCUUUUGCAAUAGAACAAUGCCAGUUCCCUAUGAGAAAAGGCUCUGAAAUUCAAUUCUCAGCUGACACAGCUUGGCCAGCUUCCUGUUCUGCUUGCCUGCUAAUUUGAGCUAGGUGAGUCUAUGUUUUAAAGCAGUCAGCAGAGCCUUCCCAUCCCUAUGGGCAAUUUGUUUUGGUCUUUGACAGAAGUGCUGCGUGGAGAUCUCCAUGAUAUGGCAGAUGUAGAUAGAGGAGGUGAUAAUGAGGGAAGGUGUGGCAGAUAUUACAAGACCAGAUGCAGCUGGAUAAAGGCACUAUUGGGUCACACUCAAAGCCUGAGGCUGACAGAAGUAAGAGGUAUCAGCUUAAAAGGAGAUUUGGCAUCUCUGCUAGUGACAAUAUUUGGUCAUGUCUAGCUUGCAGACGGUCAUAUUAACAGGAGGAUUUGUUAUCCUGGAAGAUAGCAGCCAUGAGCCAUUAGUUCCCAGCUGUGCUUGUCCCUAAUAGGGAACUAAUUGGGGUUUUGCACCUCUCUACCUGCAUCUUUAUGUUCCUCCUCCCUCUGUGUGUCUCAGAUGAAAGGAACUUCAAUUUCUGGUGUGAGAUGUGUGUCCUGCAGUGGCCAUCCUGGCUCGCUGCUGCCUGACAAUCAGCUGUUUCCUUGGGUUUCAGUGACAGGCAUUACAGGUGCUCCCCACACACAAGUGCCAGUGCUUGUAGCUCACUACACCUCCCCGUCUCUCCUCCUCCUCUUCCAUUGCAUCUAACGGCCUCCGUAUGCCCCUCUCUGCCUUAGGUGGCUCUGCCUCUUCUCCCAGAGCUUGAAUGUUUUGCACUUUAUAUCUUCAAGUUGAUCUCAGAGCUCCAGAGGGCCGUGUCAGGAUCCCUUCAGCAAUACGUGCUUCCUUCUGCCGCCUGCGGCUCACGGGGCUAUGGAGAGAAGCAAGUGGUGGGGAGCCAAGGCUGCCAUCACGUUUCAUGUCUGUCAGAGCGUUUGGAAGUCCAGAGGUACCUAUAAAUGUUUAGGAGAAGGCAUCUGAAAGGUGCUUUUGUCUUUUCUUUGUUUCUGCACCUCACUAUUCCAAGAAUGUUCCUCCCCACCCUCCCCAGUUUUUAUUGUCUGCGGUAAAGCAAGCGUUUUACACCACUCACAGUGCUGUAGCCAGAGUGUGUAACCAGAGGACUUAGCUGCUUUGAAGAAUAACUGGGGGAAAUGUUGUCGAGUUACGUUCCAAAUCCAUGCUUAGUGAUUAUCUUCCAAAGGGAGGUGAGCAGCACUGCUCUCUGUGCAGGGCAGCACCCAGAGCUGCGCUGCUCUGUGCAGAAUGAGCAGACAGAAGGACGUGAAGGAAGCUGCCUGGGCCAGCAGCAGCUUUUGGUGGGUUCUGUUUUAAACACAGCCACAGCAAUAAUUCUGUCUUUUGCCUUUUCCACCCUUAUCUGUCCUUCUCUUUCCACGUUCAGACUGUUUGGGUUUUCUGCAGGGCACUGUUGCUCUCAUCUGCUCUGUUUUUGUUGUCAGCCCACAACCGGCUUUCUUGCUGUUAAGAACUCUGGCCAAGUGAUUGAUUUUUGUCUUUGCUGCCUCUUCUGUCCCAAAAUGAUGGGACAGAAGAGCAGCUGAGGUAUAUCCUUAAACUGGAACAAACCUGAAGGGAUGUGGAUGCCGAAGUGUGAUGUAGACCCAGCCAUAUGCCUUGUCUGUGAAGGAACAGCUGUGUUAUAAACGUGGGGUGGAAAACCACCCCAAAACCAGAGAGCUCAGUGUUUGGGGGUUUUGGAGUUGUUGAUUCCCUGUACUUCGCGUACGCGGGAGGUGGGUUCUGUGUGUUUCAUGUUUUAAUAGUUUGCAACUAAUGUUUAUAAAGAGAGCUUGUUAUUUACAUUUUAAGCACUUUAAAAAAAAAAAAAAUAAAAGUUGUUCAAGCUGUUCCUA
Molecule: messenger RNA, 7356 nt
Organism: Lagopus leucura (white-tailed ptarmigan)
Lineage: Eukaryota; Metazoa; Chordata; Aves; Galliformes; Phasianidae
Gene: RAB11FIP5
Product: RAB11 family interacting protein 5
Exons: 7
Coding region: 89-3790 (1233 amino acids)
Biological process (GO): regulated exocytosis
Cellular component (GO): secretory granule; phagocytic vesicle; early endosome
Molecular function (GO): small GTPase binding
Source: RefSeq, a predicted model, not a curated record